This is a messenger RNA of Schistocerca cancellata (South American locust), 1178 nucleotides long. RefSeq lists its product as uncharacterized. The transcript has 6 exons. The record is from RefSeq and is a predicted model, not a curated record. NCBI's taxonomy places the organism in Eukaryota, Metazoa, Arthropoda, Insecta, Orthoptera, Acrididae. Bases 71 to 946 code for a protein of 291 amino acids.
CAUUUUAACGUGUACUACAUGCAUGUUGUGACAAUGUAAUACACUGAUCAGUUAUUUAUUUAUUUACAGGAUGGGUGACGGAACUCUGCAUGAAGGACACCAAAAGCUGGGCGCGGAGUUCUGCGCGGCAUACUAUGACAACGAGGGCAGUUGGCACCCUGGCUUCUACUGCCGCAACGUGCAGGGGCAGGCCUUCUUCUGCUGCGGAGACGCCCACUACAAGUACUGCUGCCGCAAGCACGACCAAGUGCCGCAGCAAACCUCCAGUUUCACAUUGAUACUUGGUGUCAUUUUUGGAGCACUAGCUGCCAUCGUAAUUGUUAUAAUUGUCAGCUGUUUCUACUGCUCCUGUUGUAUUCUGUACAAGAAACGUCAGCCUGCCACCAAUGCUGGACGGUUGUAUCAGCUCCACUGUUCAUCUACAACUAGUGGUGUUGCCAACAUGUAUUCCUUAUCAAACCAACACAGUCUAGUCAAUGUUCCCAUGGAUACUGCUGUUCUGGUUGACCUGGAAGCAAGAGCUAUGACUGACGGACGGCCACAAGUAACUAUGGCUCAUGGGCAUACAUUCUCCUUCCCAUCUCCAAAAAAUGCAACAAAUCAUGGAAUUAAGAAGGCAGAUGGAGAACCAAAUACAGAGGAGGCAACCAUGAUCAGACCUGCAGCAGCACCUCCACCAUAUGAUGCGAACCAACAGUGUCUUCUUUCAGUUCAACCAAUUAUGAGGUCAACAUUUAGUCCAUGCUGCACGAGCACAUUGACAAGAAACACUGGGCAGCCUCCAUCCAUUCUUGAAGAAGUAAAUUCUGUUCUUUCCAGCUCAGCAACAUCAGAGGAAACUGGUGGUGGAAGCUCAUCACUUUCUGGCCUGAGCCCAUACAGCAUGCCAGUACCUAUAAAUAAAACUACAAAGGAUGAAAUACUCUACCACUCCACAAAGUUUUAAUAUGAUAAAUGUAAAAAUAUAAUUUUUAUAAACCAAGUGAGCCCUCCUCUAUUGAUAAUAGCAUAAAGUUUUUCAUAUGUUCUUUGUACAAUAUUUUAUAGUUUUCGAUAAGCAUUUUCAUCAUCUUUGUGUUGCUUAUAUUUGCAUCAGUUUUUAAAAAAAUCAAAGGUAAAAUAACCCUCCCCCCACCACACACACACAGAAUGUGUGUGUGUGUGUGUGUGUGUGUGUG